GGAGCCCUGGCCGCUACCGCCAGUCGGCGCCGCCCGGAGCCGGGAGCGCGGCUCCAGCAAGGCGCGGGCUGUGGGGCCGCCGCGUGCCUGGCCCCGCUUGCCCGUGCCGGCCGCUCGCCCGCCAUGCCUGGUUUCGACUACAAGUUCCUGGAGAAGCCCAAGCGACGGCUGCUGUGCCCACUGUGCGGGAAGCCCAUGCGCGAGCCUGUGCAGGUUUCCACCUGCGGCCACCGUUUCUGCGACACCUGCCUGCAGGAGUUCCUCAGUGAAGGCGUCUUCAAGUGCCCUGAGGACCAGCUUCCUCUGGACUAUGCCAAGAUCUACCCAGACCCCGAGCUGGAAGUACAAGUAUUGGGCCUGCCUAUCCGCUGCAUCCACAGUGAGGAAGGCUGCCGCUGGAAUGGGCCACUACGCCAUCUACAGGGCCACCUGAAUACCUGCAGCUUCAACGUCGUUCCCUGCCCUAAUCGCUGCCCCAUGAAACUGAGCCGCCGUGAUCUACCUGCACACUUGCAGCACGACUGCCCCAAGCGGCGCCUCAAGUGCGAGUUUUGUGGCUGUGACUUCAGUGGGGAGGCCUAUGAGAGCCAUGAGGGUAUGUGCCCCCAAGAGAGUGUCUACUGUGAGAAUAAGUGUGGUGCCCGCAUGAUGCGGCGGCUGCUGGCCCAGCAUGCCACCUCUGAGUGCCCCAAGCGCACUCAGCCCUGCACCUACUGCACCAAGGAGUUCGUCUUUGACACCAUCCAGAGCCACCAGUACCAGUGCCCAAGGCUGCCUGUUCCCUGCCCCAACCAGUGUGGUGUGGGCACUGUGGCCCGGGAGGACCUGCCAGGCCAUCUGAAGGACAGCUGUAGCACUGCCCUGGUGCUCUGCCCAUUCAAAGACUCCGGCUGCAAGCACAGGUGCCCUAAGCUGGCAAUGGCACGGCAUGUGGAGGAGAGUGUGAAGCCACAUCUGGCCAUGAUGUGUGCGCUGGUAAGCCGGCAACGGCAGGAGCUGCAGGAGCUUCGGCGAGAGCUGGAGGAGCUAUCAGUGGGCAGUGAUGGCGUGCUCAUCUGGAAGAUUGGCAGCUAUGGACGGCGGCUACAGGAGGCCAAGGCCAAGCCCAACCUUGAGUGCUUCAGCCCUGCCUUCUACACACAUAAGUAUGGUUACAAGCUGCAGGUGUCUGCAUUCCUCAAUGGCAAUGGCAGUGGCGAGGGCACACACCUCUCACUGUACAUUCGUGUGCUGCCUGGUGCCUUUGACAAUCUCCUUGAGUGGCCCUUUGCCCGCCGUGUCACCUUCUCCCUGCUGGAUCAGAGCGACCCUGGGCUGGCUAAACCACAGCACGUCACUGAGACCUUCCACCCCGACCCAAACUGGAAGAAUUUCCAGAAGCCAGGCACGUGGCGGGGCUCCCUGGAUGAGAGUUCUCUGGGCUUUGGUUAUCCCAAGUUUAUCUCUCACCAGGACAUUCGAAAGCGAAACUAUGUGCGGGAUGAUGCAGUCUUCAUCCGUGCUGCUGUUGAACUGCCCCGGAAGAUCCUCAGCUGAGUGCAGGCAGGGUUUGAGGGGAAAGGACGAUGGGGCAUGACCUCAGUCAGGCACUGGCUGAACUUGGAGAGGGGGCCGGACCCCCGUCAGCUGCUUCUGCUGCCUAGGUUCUGUUACCCCAUUCUGCCUCCCCCAGCCACCACCCUCAGGUGCCUCCAGUUGGUGCUUCAGCCCUGGCCCCUGUGGGGAACAGGUCUUGGGGUCAUCAAGGGCUGGAAACAAGUGACCCUAGGGCCUGUCUCCCUUCUUGGGUAGGGCAGACUUGCCUUGGUGCCGGUAACACAAUACCUGGACUGAGGUGCCUGCUCAGGUGCUAUGUCCCAAGAGCCAUAGGGGGGUGGGAGUUGGGGAUGGAGAAAGGGUAGUACAAAGAGUCUGUCUUGAGAUCUGAUUUUUUUCCCCUUUCCCUAGCCGUGCCCCCUCUGGUUAUUUAUUUCCUUAGUGCCAGGAGGGCACAGCAGGGGAGCCCUGCUUUUUAAUAAACCUGGAAUUGUAUUUAUUAA
Molecule: messenger RNA, 2039 nt
Organism: Chlorocebus sabaeus (green monkey)
Lineage: Eukaryota; Metazoa; Chordata; Mammalia; Primates; Cercopithecidae
Gene: TRAF4
Product: TNF receptor associated factor 4
Biological process (GO): signal transduction; activation of NF-kappaB-inducing kinase activity; positive regulation of JNK cascade
Cellular component (GO): plasma membrane signaling receptor complex
Molecular function (GO): tumor necrosis factor receptor binding; ubiquitin protein ligase binding; zinc ion binding
Source: RefSeq, a predicted model, not a curated record